Molecule: messenger RNA, 336 nt
Organism: Adineta steineri
Lineage: Eukaryota; Metazoa; Rotifera; Eurotatoria; Adinetida; Adinetidae
Source: the annotation of a GenBank genome assembly
AUGGAUGGUUGGGUAUUCCAAUGUGCUACCACAUCUUGUUCACCAUUUUUCACUAUGGUUGUAUCAGAUGUUUUCAACUGCGAAGCACUCUGUUUAGCUCAAGUUCAAUGCAAAGCAGUCAGUUUUAAACGAUCAACUUCUGACUGUCAAGUGUUUGUUAAUAUAACAAACCAAAAUAGCAAUAUGUUGGCUGAUAUGAACACUAUUACUAUGAUUGUGAUGGAUCAAACACGAUUCCCAUCUGAAUCAACCACGUCAUCAUCAUCAACAACAACAACAUCAACAUCAACAACAUCGUCAUCUGUUAAUAUCCCAGAUACUGGACUUGGACGCUAA